UACACACACACACACACACACACACACACACACACACACUGCUGGAUCCCAGAGCAGAAACAGAAAUAUAUGUCCCUUCACACUAGUACUGCAAACAUAGUACCCACUUUGUGUUUAUUGCUAUUGAGCAGCCCAGCAUAAUAUCAAGCAGACUCUGAAAUUAAUUGAUGGCCUCUUACAUUAUUUAAACAUUGACAUUUUUCACUUGGAGUGAGUAUUCAAGUGAAAGCAAUUAUAACUUGAUUAUUUAUCACACCAAUAAGUCAUGGUACAUUAAAUUAGACCUGAGAUGAUUAAGGAUGUCUUGAUGAUUUAGUAUUUGAUUAGAGCCACAGGACUACAAUUUCAAAUUUAAUAAAUAUGCCAGUGGGUAUCUUCAGUGCACUAAGCAUUCUUGCUACAACUUGUUUGAGUGCAGUUCCGCUGUAUAAGACUGUAGAAGUUCGCAGGUAUCCAAAGAGUCUGAUCCUGUGCUCUGCUGGGUAUAGAGCAGGGAUCAUGCUUAGGGCGUCCAGUAAUAUCAUUAGUGAUGUGCCAGCUUCAUGCCCAGAUUAUGUAGUAAACAUUUCUUUAAAAAGAAAAUUACUCCUCUUUGCGGUUGUGCCAAGACCAAAGGGGGAGGGAGGGAGUCCGCACAUGGAGUUUGCCUUUUUCACAGCCUCUACAGACUGUCGACAUCUUCAUCUAUAUCUUCAGCAAAAGUACCAAAGUCUGAAUUGACAACUUAGUUCAAAGUAUCUUAAUGGCAAUGUUGCCUUUACUGAAAGUUUCACUGGUCAGUUCUGCAGCAGAAAAGAACACUCUAACCAAAACUUUUAAAAAAUCCCCAAGAAAGUCAACAAGGCAACCUAUUUUUUGAUUGGUGUUAAAUAAUUAACCCACACUAAAAAGGCCUAUCUUCUUAGCAUUUCUGUGAGAAGAAAGAAAUCAAGGAAAAUUGUACUUUUUUUUGCUCUUGUUGGUGUCUUAUUUCCGGAGUUAACAAGUUCAGCUUCUUGACAAAAAGACAGGCAAAACUGUGUGUGUGUGUGUGUGUGUGUGUGUCUGUUUGUAUUGAUGUCAUGGACUGGCUGGGUACAGAGGAGUGGUGGGAGACAACAGCUGGGCAACCCCCAAGGGAAGAAGGCUUACAGCAGGCAUCCCCAAACUGCGGCCCUCCAGAUGUUUUGGCCUACAACUCCCAUGAUCCCUAGCUAACAGGACCAGUGGUCAGGGAUGAUGGGAAUUGUAGUCCAAAACAUCUGGAGGGCCGAAGUUUGGGGAUGCCUGGCUUAGAGCCAGGGGAUGGGUGGUGGGACAAGUGGUCAGAGGGAGCAGACUGGGUGGAGAAGGUGUCAGAAGCUGAAGAGGUAACAGGGUUUGGUGAGCAGGAAGAGGCUGCGGCAGAGAGCAGUGCAGAAUCAGAGGUAGAAGAGGAGAAUGAAGAAGAUAGGGGACAAGAAGCAGAGAUGAGUCAGGCUGGUGAAGAAGCCGGGGGGGGGAAUCUCCCAUUCAUCCUGCAACCAGUUCCCCUCCCCUCUGGCCUCCCAGGACCCAGUAUGAAGAGAGGCAUGACAACGGAAUAUCAGAUUGCUUGGGAAGGACACAGGGGAGGAGGAGACAUAGGGAACUGUGGGAAGUUGGGGACCUUCAGCCCUCACAACUGUCUCAUAGGGGCAAGAUCUACCAGGACAAGUUGAUGUGCUCAUUAGGCAUGGCAUCCUGAGUCAACCUGGUUUCCUUGAAGAAAGAAUUCAUUCACUGACACCGUGUGAUUUAUUGCUGACCUGCUCCUGGCACAUGCUCCUAACAGUGAAACGUAAAAGUGUUUGGUGUGUUUUUUAAUUAAAGAGGGCUCCACACUUCAUAAGGCAGAUGUGUCUGCUUUGUGCAUGCCAGUGCAACGCUCAUGUUUUCUUACAAGAAAUAUAUAAAGUGUGAAUGAUGAAAUGCACCCAUUUACAUGAUCAUGGGAACCCAGGCCCACUCAACUGUUCCAUGUAUGGCAAUCUGAGGAAGUGUUACGUAUUCCCUGUGUAUCAAAAAUAGAUGUUUGAGUGCUUGGAAUAUGGCAAUAUGCUUUCAACAGCCUCAAGGGGAGACAUACGGAUUGUUAAACCAAUACUGUAGUAUGAAAAGGCUGUUGCAGGUAGCAUUGUACAUGAGAAAUACAAAAAAACAAACAAAACUGGCCAGGCAAACAAGCACUAAAUUGUAUUCAGAGCUUUUGAUUUGUGGAGAAACACUUGAUGAUUCGUUUUGCUUCUGUUUGUUUUUUCUGCUUCAGGUGUAUCAAUAUAUGCAUGAAACCAUAAACGUUAAUGGCUGCCCCGAAUUCCGCGCAAGGGCAACAGCAAAGGCAACCGUUGCUGCCUUUGCAGCUAGUGAAGGCCAUUCACACCCUCGAGUGGUAGAACUGCCAAAGACUGAUGAAGGCCUUGGCUUUAAUGUAAUGGGAGGAAAAGAACAAAAUUCUCCUAUUUAUAUUUCUCGCAUAAUUCCCGGAGGAGUAGCUGAGAGGCAUGGAGGACUCAAACGAGGAGACCAGUUACUUUCUGUUAAUGGAGUGAGCGUGGAAGGAGAGCACCACGAGAAAGCUGUGGAGCUCCUGAAGGCAGCUAAGGACAGUGUCAAGCUAGUGGUGCGCUACACUCCCAAAGUGUUGGAUGAGAUGGAGGCUCGCUUUGAGAAGCUAAGGACAGCACGGCGCAGACAACAGCAGCAGUUGCUAAUUCAGCAGCAGCAGCAGCAGAAUGCACAACAAAACCAUAUGUCGUAGAUUGUCCUCGAAGAAGAAAUUCUAAACCAAGAAUCCAACAAUUUAGCAGCAAAACUGUAUUUUGAAUUCCAACAUACAGUAAAAGAGCAGCAGCAAUGACAAUACAACAUCUGCAUUCACCAGCAAACUGUGAAAGGCUGCCAUAAGAAUUGCUUGGCAGGCCAAUAAUGUAGUGAAAUCCUUCAAGAAAGGGUUUUUUGGUGUACUGAAGUCCUAGGAUGAAAGGUUUCUUUGACUCCUGUUCCAUGUGGUAAGGCUUUUAAAAAAAGAAAAAGAACACUCUGUAAAAUUGAGAGUUUUAAUAGUAAAUGAAUGAAUGAAUGAAUGAAUGUGUGUAUGGUCCAAUCCUGCUCGCUUUACAAUGAUACUUCAGAGGGAAUUUAUCAAAUGGAUGCAAGAUGGGGCCACUGCUGAGAGUGACCGUUGUCCAGUAUUUCUGGCCCUGAUCCAGCCCAAGCCAUGCUUUUAAAAGGAUCAGAACUAGUUGAUUCAGAAUGUAGAUGGAAAAGUGCUCUAGACUGCACACUGAAAGCAAUGUGCUGGCAUUUGGGUGCUGACAAUUGAAUGCCAUCCCCUUUGUGUCCAUGGUUCCUAAGCCGGUAAGUGAUAUGUGAGGAAGACCACCUUUUUAAUGUACAAAUCUCCCUAUCUGGAUUGAGGCCUUUGGCCCCAAGACGUUACAAAUUCAGGGAGAAAUGGCAUCAGUUAUAAAAUGUUACCACUUGCAAAAGCCCUUCUUGCAUCUUGCAAAGCAUCUUCACUUCACAAUCUUGUACAGGUGCUUUGAUCUGAAAUCCAGUUUGUAAUCUAGUUCUCUACUUUUUUUCCUUCCUGGGAGUUAGUACAAUAUUUAUACUGCGGCUGCAGUGUUGAGUUGAUUAAUCAAUGGAUCUAAAUCAAAAUAUUGCUACUUGAUGAAAGAGAUGCUCCUGAUUAAUUUUUGUUUUGUUUUUGAUGGUUAAUUAUUACUUUUAAUACAAGUGGUUAUAAAUCCAUGGGGGGCACUUUUCUCCUCCUCCUCUCCCUCGUAGGAAGUAAUGAUUCUUCUGAGAUCAAGCUUGCUCCACCCCAUGCUUGCAUCAUCUAUAAACAAUGGAGGAUUUUUUCUUCUUCAGUACUAUAGUUUUGAACUCAUUUGGAACUAUGUAGCCUUAACAGUACAAUGCUGUAUGUGUCUACUAAGAGUAAGCCCCACUAAGUUCUGUGCAGCUUACUCCUAGGUAAGUGGAUUCCACCACGUAUCUUGGAACAAGCCCCAUUGAAUUGAGUGGGGUUUCUUUCUGAGUAGACAUGUGUACUGUUGCACUUCAUAGCCUAUACAGAAUAAAUAAUAAUAAUAAUUUGGGCAGAUUUUUAUCAGUGGAUUAAUCAACUAAACUUUCUUUUAAUCAAACAACAGCCCUAAUUUAUACAGAAUUUUAUUUGUAAAAGCAUUUUUACUCUUGGUGUAUUCAUAAAUUCUGUUCAGCAGGUUUAAUUCUGUCUUCUGUAAGUUGUAAGACUAGAGGACCCUUGAACUGUAUUUUUAAAUAUAGAUAUUGCUAGUAUUAGAGCUAUAAUUAUUCAGAAAUCUAUAAUGUUUACAGUAUAUUUAUAAGAUAUGAUAUAAUAAAUAAAUCUAUAUCUAUAGAUAUAUAUCCCCAACAUAUAUAGAUAUUGUCAGAAUGUACGUGUUCCAGAGGUAGGGUCUGUACUUAUUAUAUAUUACAAAUGUUUUAAGAUAAUGUUAAUGAGACAAAAAAAAUCCAUUUGGGUGAAAAAUAGAUAAAGCAGGGUAUCAGUAUUUUCUCUAUUUUUCAGAUAUAUUCUUUAUUUUGUUUAUGUUUUUGGAUUUAAUACACCCAAAUACUUAGUCACGAAAGCUGGCGUAGCCAAGUGGCUGAGCAACUGAGCUAGAAAUCUCAUGUUUUGCCACAAAUUCACUAGGUGGCCUUAGGCAACUCACUCUUUCUUUCAGCCUCAGUUGCCCCCCUACUAUAUGGGGGGUAACAAUGCUGACUUAUCUUACAGGGUUGUUGUAAGGAUUUCAAUUAGAUAAGUUGGCGCACACAAAGCACAAUGGACACUUGAAAGUGCUAUACAAACAUUGAGCAUUAUGAUUAUCCCAUAGUGGGAAGGCAGGCUUCCACAAAGAGGCACAAACGAUUGAUUGCUAAAAUAAUACAUAUUAGGAUUUCUUUGACCUGUUCAACAUAGGUCUGAUCUACACAUGCAGUAAAAAUGAGGUUGGUUAUCCAGGUAAGAACAGUAAGGGGCUUUAACCCUUUGCCUCAUCUGCAAGUCUCAGUUGGAAUUGGAACCCAGGGCCUGCUAUUUGCAUUGGAAGAGAAUAUUCCUGUUUGGGGACAUUCCUGGCUUUCAAACUGCUUGUGAUGCACCAUAUUUUUGAAUGGUUCCCUGCAAUUCCCUUCAUUUGGGUUCCAGCAGAUUAUAUUAUUAACAUACUGGAUUAUUAUUAUUUUACUUGCAAUGAUUCCCCCCCCUCGCCCGCCCCCUGCUCUUUUUCUUCUUUGGAGAAGCAUUCAAAAAUAAGAUCUUCUGAGUUAUACAGUCCAAUCUUCCAGCUCAGGAUUUAACCACUCCAUUCUACUACAUGUGCAGCCCAGUCUAUUGCUACCGUUGGUUAGGAAAGGAUAUUACAUCCUCAUGCCUUAGCUAUGAAGUCAGCCCAUCUUGAACUUUUUCAAUGAACCCUAACCCCCACAGGUCUCAUGCAAGGCUCUUUCCCAACCUGGAUCAAAAAUAGUCUUUAACCAGAAACAUCAGGAAUUUAUGGGACCUUACGCAUGCGAAGCAAGUACUCAACCACUGAUUUCAUAUGCUGGCAUCGUAACAAACCUAUCUCAGACCCAAGAAUAUAAAAAGAUGUGCCGACACCUGCUGUCAUCAGGAUAAUUUAUAAUGUGUGCAAUUCAUGUGAAUUAGUUGCAAGUAAUCAAAUUAAAAUGUCAGUUAAAAUUUACAUGCAGUUUCAGAACCAUUUGAAUAAUAGUCAUGUUGAAAGGUUGCUAAGGAUGUCGUUUUCCUUGGGAAUAAUUUCUAGGAGUUGAUCCUAGAAUUUUCAUGGCUAUGAAAAACAUCCUUAAAGAAGAACAGCCGUAGGAAUUAGCCAGAGCUUAGAUGGGUUUCGAUGAACACACAUAAAACUUUCCUCUUCUCUUUGUAAGAAGUCGGAUGGUGCUGUGUGCAAAGUUUUUUGAAAAUAAUUUGUGAAAAGUACUUCUAAGGCCAAAUUAAAGUUACAGCCAUAGCUUUUUGACACAGAACACAUGAGAUUUAGGAUCAUGGCUUUUGAAAAUAUGAGAUAAAAUAUAAUUGUGUGGAAUUGUGUUUUUAGUAUUGUUUCAGUGAUGUCUGGAACCAGGACAGUGCAACUACAUUAGCCCUGUGCCAUCCAACUUUAAACGUGGAAUUUUAUAUUUGGGUUUUAGUUUGUUGUGUUUACCAAAUGUGAUGUGUGUUAUGAAAUAUCUAGCUUUUUAAAAAUGAUAUUGCUUAAGGGUUUGUGUCAGAAUUGAGUGUACAGAAGCUGUUUUCACCUUCCACACAUUCUGUAUUAUGUUAAUACAAACCUCAGUUAUAGCCAGCCCUGUAAAAUGUUAUUAUAUAUUUAGCAUAUGUUGUUGUCAAACUCCACCAGAAAAAUAAAGAUUUUGAUAAAAUGGCAGCGCAUAAGAAUAUAUUGUAUAAGUAGAUUGUCACUCAUAUUUCAAUAGUGAAUAUCAACACAAUUUGGACCUUAUGGUUUAAUAAAUUAUUUACACAUAAUGUUUGUUUCCUGUUCCAGUUUGUUUCCUGUUCCAGUUUGAUGGAUUUCUGUAUUUUAAUAUUUUGUUGGAAGCCGCCCAGAGUGGCUGGGGGAACCCGGCCAGAUGGGCGGGGUAUAAAUAAUAUAUUAUUAUUAUUAUUAUUAUUAUUAUUAUUAUUAUUAUUAUUAUUAAUGUGACAUGCAGAGAUAUCUAGACUGUGGCUGCAGAGCUACGUGCUGCAUAGAAGAGUUUUUAAACAGUGAAUGUAGAAACAGAAUCCACUGGUCUGCCUCUUUACAAGGAGAGUUUUAUGAAUCUGCAGUUCAUGUUGGUGCAAUGUGAACAAUGUAUUAGAUUGCACAGUGCUUGGUCUCAUGCACUGAGGAGCACAUCUCCCACAUCUGGGUGUUCUGAGAGAAGAGUGCCAGGCUCACUGGGUUACCAUAGCAGCACCAGUGAGGUCAAGGGCAUGCCUUGCUGAGUCAUUCAUCCUUCGCAGGAAUGUAGAGAUGGGUAUACUAGUCCUUUUUGCUGCCAUGGUCUGACUGAGAGAAUUGGGUAGGUUUUACACAGCGGCAUUAGCUAGCAUGGUGAUAGUGUUAGCCGAUCUCUCUGUACAUAUGUAUCUCUACUUCAAAGACCAGAAGAAUUGUAUGUAGUUGAUGGUAGUGCUUAGCUUUGUCUUGUAUCUGGGGACAAUAAACACUUUGUUACUUUGAACUAUGUGGGAGAGGAGUUUUUUCUGUCAACUGGGGACUCUAGAAGAGGAAGUUCUGCUGGGAGCAGGAAAUGUCUGGUGUCUCUGCUGGGGUUUCCACAUUCUCUGCUGAUAAAUUACACAGGCUGAGGUGUGGUGAACGACCAGCUGACUUCCACAAGUCACCAAUAGUUCACCCAUUUUUUCUAACCACAUGCUGGGACUAGGAGGAACAGGGCAUCACAGAUCUGCAAGAACCCAAGUAUUGGUUCCUUUGGCAUCAUGGACCCCACUGAGAAGAAAGGAAAGAAGCAGGAGGAUGAAAAUUGCAGAGAGUAGAGCUUUAAAGGAUGUGUGUUUUGCAGCUUUUUGAUAUGGAGCGUUUAAGAUUAUGUAUAUGUACUUGCUAUGCAUCCUCAUUCUACUUUUGAGCCGAAAUCCCUGCUGCUGGAGUGGCAUU
This is a messenger RNA of Zootoca vivipara (common lizard), 7664 nucleotides long. NCBI's taxonomy places the organism in Eukaryota, Metazoa, Chordata, Lepidosauria, Squamata, Lacertidae. The record is from RefSeq and is a predicted model, not a curated record.